Molecule: messenger RNA, 766 nt
Organism: Copidosoma floridanum
Lineage: Eukaryota; Metazoa; Arthropoda; Insecta; Hymenoptera; Encyrtidae
Source: RefSeq, a predicted model, not a curated record
UUGCGCAACUUGUUUGGAGUGUCGUGUUUUUUUACGAAAUACAUACGCAAAUGGACGAUUACGGAACGCAAGAUACGUCAAGUUACGGAAAUAAUUAUGAGUCAAAUACAUCCAACUUCAGUGAUGGCAAUUAUCAAGGAUAUACUCAUCACUACACUGAUACAAGUAAUGAUUAUUCACCAACACAGGAAAACAAAUACUCCACAUUAUCGGAUCAAAACGAUGUAUGUACCAAUACAUAUGCCUCUUCCAACCAUGACUCAGAUUUCACUGACACAGUAAAGCACUCUCUGUCUCCUGACUCGCAAGAAUCAACCCCUCAAAGUGAAACAGAAAAUUACAAAUGGUUGGAUCAAGAAAAUUUAAACUUCAACGACAAUGAUCAAAAAGAUGCUUAUCAACCAAUCAUAAGUAAUGAACCCAAGGCUAAUGAAGCAAAAUUUAUGGAGAAAAAUGAGGAUAAUGCAGAUGAUAGUGAUUGCUGUUACUGCAAAAUUCCAGAUAAUCAACAACUUAAACUUUUGUUCAUGGAUGGGUUUGAAGUAUUUUUCAUAAGUGUUAGAAUUUAUUACACGUUUAACAGUUAUUACCACCAUGAUACAAAUAACAUUACACAGAGAGUAAAAAUUGCGUGUAGAAAUUCACUUGAUAAAACCAGAUCAAUUGACUUUACCCGUCAUCCUGAAGGAAAUUAUUAGUAUUAAAAAUUGUAAUUUUGUAUAGUAUUUCCAAAAUAUUACAUAUAUUUUGUACUUUUAUAUUAACU